CGCAGGAGAUCGUCGGUGGACUUGUUUCACGUCUCUGAGUCUCGUCAAAGAAAAAAAAAGGCAAUUUUACACGCCUGAGGAUGUGGCUGUGUUUGGUGAUGCUGGGGCUGUUAGCAGGGCUGCCAGAUCCCUGCAGAGGAAUGGAGGCUCUGUCAUCUCAACUGUGGAUACUGGAGUUGAAGGAAAGCCACAAUAGAAAUGUCACUUACCGACCGAGCUUAUUAAAUAUGCCAGACCUCCCAAGCUGGCUACAUUACUCACCUGCUAAUCACUCUGGGUUUGUUUAUGGAGUGCCACCUAAGGGUAUAUCUCAGUUCCAACUGGAGGUAGUACAAAGAGACAAGAGCACCUAUAACACAUCUCACAGGGUGUACAAUGUAGAUGUUUUGGAACAGCCACGUAAGCCCUACGAGGUACGCUUCAAAAUCAAAAAUUUGAAUGUAGAGCAUAUGCUAGAGCACAAAGUCUGGGAGAAACUGAUGCCCGUGCUGACAGAAGACCUGUGGGAAGAGAGUGCUGCUGACCUUAACGUAACCUACCUCGCCUCAGCUACCCAAAAGGGCGAUCGCUUGCCUGCCAGACCUUACGAGCGAGAAGGAGUUUACAUAGGAUUUGGCAGCUCUGCAAAAUUCUCGUCUUCUCUGUAUGGUCUAGAACAGGAGGUCAAGAUACUCCGGAUCCAUCGUCCCUGUCCAGCAUAUUAUAAGAAAACGUCAUAUGAGCGCUUCUUCCGCGAGAAGGACUUUGACGUUGACUGGUGCAACUUUAAUUUGUAUGACAACAGUGGUGACAUGAUGUAUGGUGGGCAUGACGAUUCCCGUGAUCAUGAGGAAGGUCACAGGUCCCCAGUGAUCUCAGCCCUGGAGAAUGAGGGGAGGGUGUACCUUCGCAGCCGUGAGCAGAUCACAAAACGGUCCUACACUCUAGAUGUGGUGCACACCAUCCUGAUCCCCCUGGUUGUGAUGCUGGUGCUCCUGGCCCUGCUUACACUGGCUAUGUGCUGCCACAGGAAUAACAUGGACCAACAAUCCAGUGACUUUUUCGAUGAACUCUUUGAUGACUUCCCGCGCAUCCCAGCCACGCAAGACAUCCAGAUGGUUCAGUAUGCAAGCAUUCACAGAGCCACGGAAGCACUGCGAGCUCUAAAGGGACGAGAGCACUCUCCUCAUCCCUCCACAGCCACAACAACCACACAGGCUGACACACUCCCCAGGUCUUGCACCGCUAGUCCCUCCUCCACCCUGCCUCGGAAUUCUACGCUUAGUCGCCGCUUUGAGGACUAUGCCACCCUCACACGGCCUGACCCACCACCAUAUCAGAGGAAUGGAGCAACACCUACACGCUAAGAUUUGUCAUGGUCGGCAAGACAGCUGGAUUGAGGAGAGGUUAGCAUAUAGAUUGCAUAAUUAUGAUUGGUGGCAAUGCAGCCAUGGAUAAAAAUUUGUUUAUUGCUUACUUGAGGUUGUAAGGAGAGCAGUUACGAAUAGAUCUUGAACAGUAAUAGACAAAAAUUAUGGAGAAUGAUAAAAGUUGGUCCAUUAUUAUUUAAGAAGUGAAAGGCAGUGUCAAGUAUUACUUGUAUCCAUUGAUAUGCUUCAUUUUAGGUGUUUGUUGAUAUAUUUCCCAUGUGAUUUACCUCUCUGUGAAGUGUAAAGUAAACCUUUGGCUGAAAAUGUGCCAUGAACUUGCAUUUAAACUGUAAUAGUAGUGCAAUAGAACUUCCAGAUUCUCUUUUAAGCUUACUAACUCUCUUCUGUAUUUAUAAUAAAGUACUUUGACUAUUGCAUAAUCUUCAAGAAGGUUUCACUUACAGUUUGACUUUUACUUACAAAGUUAUUGUAAGUAGAUAUUCAAAGGGAUUGACAUGUUUGGGCAUCUAAAGUGGGGCACUGUUAGAAUGUGAUGAAAUAGUUACUUAUACAGGGAGUACUGUACUCUGAUAUAGUGUAAUUUUUUACCAAGACUAGUGUGAAUAUGAAAUGAAGUUUCAUACCAAAUUUUCCAGUUAUAAUAAAAUACAAACUUUCAAAAUAUGACAGAAUAUGUCAAUUAUGUGAACCCUAUGUAUCUGAAAUUCUUGAACAUCUCUGAGAGAUCUGUUUGCCAAUAUUAAACUGUUAUUGCCAAUGUAUUGAAUUUAUCUCAUAAGGCUCAUAUGGUUUUCAGUGGUACAGAAUAAAUUCAGAAGCCUCUGUGUCAGAUCUAAUGAAUUUGCCUAAUCUUUCUCUCUUGAGAAGACCUACUGGAAUCUGUUUGUCUGAGGAUCUUAGCUGUUGGCCACUACACAUGCCAAGCUUGAGGUAUCUGGCCUGCUUUUUGUGAUGAUGUAUUGACCAUAAUGAUGAAUUUAUCAAGUAAUCUAUGGUCCACCUAAAUCCAUGAACCAAGCCAUUAUUGUGGAUGGGCUAGGGUUGAUAUAUCAAUCAAUAAAGGGAUAAUAUAUCAGUAUAUGAAGCUAAUGCAUUGUAGAAUACUCUUCUUUAAAUAUCUUAGUACAAUUGAGUAUUAAGUGAUUUAUCUUGUGGUGACAUUUUAAUGGUGGAAGAAAUUGUUGUCCAUGGGUUUAGGGUGGGAGAAUAGUGGUUAUGGUAUGAACUUCAGUAUAUAUUAUCAACUUAAAUUUAAAUGUAAAAUCAACUGAAAGGGGUAUAUAAGAGCACUUUAUAGGAACCUGGCUAGUUUCUGCAUACAUAUAUGUGGUUUUAAUUUUAAGAAAUUUAUAAUUAUAUAACUAAUUGGAGGAAACACUGUGGCUAAACUGGUCCUGAAUGAAAUAGUAAAUUGUGAAUCUACUGAUGUUAAUUAGAGUUAGGAAAUGACUAUAGCCUAUGUUCUUUUUUUUUUUUUUUUACAAAGAUUACCAAUUGAAUUAGACUUUCAGAUCCCCCAGUGCUUUUGUAACUUCCUGUAAAGUAUAUCAUAAAAAGUAAAAUAACAAAGAAAGAGAAACAUACCAGUAUUUGAAGUGAAUGCAUAUCAUAUAUCAUUAUGCUAAAAGGAGUUUACAGUGUGAUUUGUGGAUUAGGUCUAUGUAUGCAUACAUGUGUGGAUGCAUAAACAACACAUAUCAGUAUACAUUUUGCAUAUACUUUUACAGACACUAGCAAUAGAUUAAGAAUAGCCAAUACACAAAUACAUUGAUAUGUUUAGGAUUUUAAAAAGAGAAAAAAAAUAUUCUUAUAUCUGUAAGUUUAAUUAUUUUUUACAAAAAACUAAUAAACUACAGUAUUAUUUUACAUUACACAUAGUAACCAUGAUCUCUUUAAUCAUAUAAUUUUAUAAAUUAGAAACCAUUUUUGAAGUGGAAAGUAUAGCUGAAACUAAAGGUCAGAUGGAAAAGUACUGAGGGAAGCAUAAUGCAAAAUAAGAUAUUUAUAUAAAUGAGUACUUAAGGAAAUACAUGUUGAUGUGUUUGAUGACACUGGUUCAUCAAAGAAUUACAGUGUUUAUCCUUGUAACUGUUGUCAGAAACAUGAUAUUACUGUGGUACAACAUUUAUUGGUUUGUAAUAAUGCUAAACUAUACACUUUAACUUACAGGGUACUGAUAUAUCAACAAAAGAAUGCUGUCUAGUCAAAAGGCUUUAAAGUAUUAGACUUUAAGAUUGUCAUUGUUGUUGUCAGUUGUGAUUUUUAUUGUUUUGCUUUCAAUAAAUAAUGAAAGUAU
Molecule: messenger RNA, 3666 nt
Organism: Penaeus indicus
Lineage: Eukaryota; Metazoa; Arthropoda; Malacostraca; Decapoda; Penaeidae
Gene: Scgalpha
Product: alpha-sarcoglycan-like
Exons: 12
Coding region: 81-1346 (421 amino acids)
Cellular component (GO): membrane; sarcoglycan complex
Molecular function (GO): calcium ion binding
Source: RefSeq, a predicted model, not a curated record